UGACAGUCCUAUUCCUAAGUUGUGUAGUGGCCCUAUUCAUGGAAUCCAAUUAUGUUGGCAAAACAAAUAAGGUAGCAUACAAAAUGCAUGUAUAAUGUGUUAUAUACAAGUAGUGGGACUUUGUCUGUUGACUUAAGAGUGUGAACUAUUGAUUGUUUCUGGCAUUCACUUGUGUGACACAAUGAAUGGGUUAUAUAUAUGUCAUCAAAAUUGUUGAAUAGACACAUAAAGCAAACGUUUCUUGAUUUCUUCUCUACCAACUUGAUUAGUUUUGAUCAUUUUUAGUGCAGAAAUGGAUUGUGUAAAACUUGUGUUUUUCAUGCUAUAUACCUUUCUUUGUCAACUUGCUUUCUCCUCAUCCCCACCUCAUUUGUGCCCGAAAGAUCAAGCUCUUGCUCUUCUACAAUUCAAGAACAUGUUUACCAUUAAUCCUGAUGCUUCUUAUUAUUGUGAUUCUUCUCAUCCAAGAACUCUUUUCUGGAACAACAGCACAGAUUGUUGCUCAUGGGAUGGAGUUCAUUGUGACAAGAUGACAGGACAAGUGAUUGAGCUUGAUCUCCAUUGCAGCCAACUUCAAGGCAAGUUUCAUUCAAACAGUAGCCUCUUUCAACUCUCCAAUCUCAAAAGGCUUGAUUUGUCUUUUAAUGAUUUCACUGAAUCGCUCAUUUCACCUAAAUUUGGUGAAUCUUCAAGUUUGACGCAUCUUGAUUUGUUUGAUUCAGGUUUUGCAGGUAUAAUCCCUUCUGAAAUAUCUCACCUUUCUAAAUUACACGUUCUUCGUAUCGGUGGUCAAUAUAAACUUAGUCUUGGGCCUCACAAUUUUGAACUGCUCCUUAAGAACUUGACCCAAUUAAGAGAUCUCAACCUUUGGGAUGUGAACCUCUCUUCCACCAUUCCAUCAAAUUUCUCUUCUCACUUAGCAAUUUUAACACUUUAUAACACAGGGUUACGUGGGUUAUUGCCCGAAAGAUUCUUCCACCUCACCGACUUAGAAUCCCUUGAUUUAUCAUUCAAUCCCCAACUCACAGUUAGGUUUCCCACAACCAAAUGGAAUAGCAGUGCAUCACUCAUGUACUUAAAUCUCUAUAAUGUGAAUUUUACUGGUAGGAUACCUGAAUCAUUUAGCCAUCUAACUGCAGUUCAGGAGUUGGACAUGAGUCAUUCCAAUCUUUUAGGGCCUAUUCUAUGGAAUCUCACCAGCAUAGAGAUUUUGUACCUUAAUAAUAACCAUCUUGAAGGACCAAUUUCCCACUUCUCAAGAUUUAAAAAGCUGAAGACGUUAUCACUCGGAAAUAACAACUUUGAUGGCCGCCUUGAGUUCUUAUCCUUUAACAGAAGCUGGAUGCAGCUUGAAAUAUUAGAUUUUUCAUCCAAUUCCCUAACUGGUCCAAUUCCAUCCAAUGUAAGUGGACUGCAAAACCUACGACAACUCAUCUUGUCGUCAAGCCACUUGAAUGGGACUAUACCUUCCUGGAUAUUCGAUCUUCCGUCACUAAGAUUGUUAGACUUGAGCAAUAACACUUUCAGUGGAAAAAUUCAGGAGUUCAAGUCCAAAACGUUGGCUGGAGUUUAUCUAUAUCAAAAUCAGCUGGAAGGUCCUCUACCAAAUUCGCUCCUAAACCAGCCAAUCCUAAUGUUUCUUCUCCUUUCACACAAUAGUAUCAGUGGGCAGAUUGCUUCAACUAUCUGCAAUCUGACAAUGCUGACUGUGCUAAAUUUGAGAAGUAAUAAUUUGGAGGGAACAAUCCCACAAUGUUUGGGUGAGAUGAAUGAAAAUCUUUGGAGUUUGGAUUUGAGCAACAACAGCCUUAGUGGGACAAUUGAUACAACUUUUAGUAUUCGAAACUCUUUCAGGGUUAUUAGCUUGCAUGGGAAUAAGCUAACGGGAAAAGUCCCACCAUCUUUAAUCAUUUGCACGUAUUUGACACUUCUUGAUCUAGGUAAUAAUCAGUUGAAUGACACAUUUCCAAACUGGUUGGGAGAUCUACCUUAUUUGAAGAUUUUAAGCUUGAGAUCAAAUAAGUUUCAUGGUCCCGUCAAAUCUUCAAGGAAUACAAACUUGUUUCCGCAGCUCCAAAUUAUGGAUCUAUCAUCCAAUGGAUUUAGUGGUAAUUUACCAAUAAGUCUUUUUGGGAAUUUGCAAGCCAUGAAGAAAAUUGAUGUGAAUACAAGAACCCCACAGUAUGUUUCUGAUCAAUUUGCUGGUUAUUAUGAUUAUUUGACCACAAUUACAACAAAAGGGCAGGACUUUGAAUCUGUUCAAAUUUUUGCAACUAACAUCAUUAUCGAUCUUUCAAGGAAUAGAUUUGAAGGUCAUAUUCCAAGCAUUAUUGGAGAUCUCGUUGGACUUCGUACCUUAAACUUAUCUCAUAAUGUCUUGGAAGGUCAUAUACCAGCAUCAUUGCAAAAUCUAUCUGUGCUCGAAUCAUUGGAUCUCUCAUCCAACAAAUUAGAUGGUGAAAUUCCACAACAACUUGUGUCCCUCACGUCACUUGAAGUCUUAAAUCUCUCUCACAAUCAUCUUGUCGGAUGCAUCCCCAAAGGAAAACAAUUUGAUACGUUUGAGAACAAUUCAUACCUACGAAAUGAUGGAUUACGAGGAUUGCCACCUUCAAGAGAUUGUGGUCGUUAUGAUAGGGUACCACAAUCGACAAUUCCACUUGAGCUAGAUCAAGAAGAAGAAGAAGAAGAAGAUUCACCAAUGAUCAGUUGGCAAGCAGUUCUCAUGGGUUACGGUUGUGGACUUGUUAUUGGACUAUCCGUAAUAUACAUAAUGUGGUCAACUCAAUAUCCAGCAUGGUUUUCCAGGAUGGAUGUAAAAUUGGAACACAUAAUUACUACGAGAAUGAAAAAGCACAAGAAAAGAUAUUAGUGAGUAGUUACCUCCAGGAUUCAAGUCUAUUGAGUAGCUGGAAAUGCAGAUAAAAGCCUUUUUAUCUUUCAUAGUUUGUAAUGUUUCCAUGAAGUGUUUCUUAUCCUAUGAAUAAAGAUUUUGUUUUCAUUUUUCUA
This is a messenger RNA of Solanum pennellii, 3009 nucleotides long. Its product is annotated as receptor-like protein Cf-9 homolog. The transcript is spliced from 2 exons. Bases 293 to 2872 code for a protein of 859 amino acids. Gene Ontology annotation, molecular function: protein binding. The record is from RefSeq and is a predicted model, not a curated record. NCBI's taxonomy places the organism in Eukaryota, Viridiplantae, Streptophyta, Magnoliopsida, Solanales, Solanaceae.